GCCCGUCAUCAAUUCGCCUCACGAUACCCUUCGACUGUACUUUAAACUGCAGAAGCGUAAGAGCGGCAUGACCUCAUAUCUGACGUGGGCCGCCAUCUAGUGACUCGUCGCGAGCCCCAAACGUUCGGCGCCAGCAGGCCUCGAUCCCUGAGCGUGUGCUCCCAUGGAGAUGCAGAAGCCGCGGCGCGGAGCGCACAGAAAGUCAAGACGGGGAUGCACGGCAUGCAAAGCCCGGCACGUCAAGUGCGACGAGCAAGGCCCUCCCUGCGCCAACUGCACCAUCCGCAACGUCGAAUGCAUCUAUAUCCCCACGCCGAGGCGCGACCAGUCGCCCACCUGGGUCAUCGAAUCCUACAACUCCAACUCUCGUUCCCACUCCUCGUCCAACAGCCUCAGCCCCGUGCGUCGCCCGCCCGCGACCAUCUCGCCGCUGUCCCUCUCCUCCUCCGAGUCCAGCAACCGCCUCCUCGAGCUCGAGCUCAUGCACCGCUGGUCCGUCCGCACGUGGCAGGGCAUGUACAGCCUGCCCACCUGCCAGUCCUUUCUCCAGGAGGACCUGCCGCGCCAGGGACUGCGGCACGGCUUUAUCCUCGACGGCAUCAUGGCCCUGGCGGCGGUCGAUGCCUCGCUGCAGGCUUCCUCAUCAUCGUCGUCGGGAGACCGCUCGACGGCGCGACGGUACAGGCGCGCGGCGCUCGAGUACUGCAACAAGGCGAGCGCCGCGUUCCGCGUCGCGUUGAACAUGCAGACCAUCACGCGUGAUACGCUGUACCUGCUCGCGACGUUUGGCUGCAUGGCGGGCUACUUUAACCUCAUCAUCUGGGACGACGACGGCGGCGGAGGCGGGGGGCGGUCCGCGCAGACGAGCAUGCUGGACCGCGUGCACGCCUCGUUCGUCAUGUUCGUCGGCUGCGCGCACACGGCGGCCCUCAACUGGCAGUGGUUCUUCGACAGCCCGACGUCGGCGCGCGUCGCCGCGGAGGAGUACUACCCGCGGCUCGAGUUCAUGGAGCUCAUCGACCCGCAGACCAAGACGGCCAUCAACCGCCUCUCGACGGUGAACCGGCUCGUGCGGCUACCGCUGCCGCCACCGGACGACGCGGGGGAGCUGGAUGGCGACUCGUCGGAGGAGAAGAAACGGCAGCGGCAGCGGCAAGGCCCGUUAUCAUACGACGUGUGGUCAUACCGCAUCGCCGUCGGACAGACCAAGUACGCCUUCGCAGAGCAGGCCGUAGGACGCAUCAAGGGCUUCCUCAUCAGCGUGCCGUGCAUGUGCGGGCCCGAGGUCAUCGAGGGCCUGCGCACGCGCGAGCCCGUCGCCAUGUUCGUGCUCAUGUACUGGGGCGUGCUGCUCGACGCGUGCGCCGCGGACCCGUGGCUGUGGUGGGCGGCCGGGCGGACGGGGCGGGACGUGGUCGAGGCGGCGUCGGCGGUGCUGGUGCGGUCGCCGGAGAUGUUUGCGCUCGAGGACGUGCGCGAGGGCAUCACGUGGGCAAGGGGGCGCGUCGGGCUGGACCCGUUGGUGCCGGUUGUGCGAGAGUUGGUUGACGAGCCGUUGCCUGUCGUGGCCUUGACGCACAUGCAGACGUGAGUGUCGAUGCUGGACAUGGACAUUGAUGUUACGAAGUAGAGAGUAUAUAUAGACGUGAGAGAUGAGGGGAGUUCAAGCAGGAAUUCUGAUGACUGGAGCCUGAUGGGUUAUCAGAGACUAUUGAAUUGAAGGAGAUACUCUUGGG
This is a messenger RNA of Purpureocillium takamizusanense, 1736 nucleotides long. RefSeq lists its product as uncharacterized. Lineage: Eukaryota; Fungi; Ascomycota; Sordariomycetes; Hypocreales; Ophiocordycipitaceae. Gene Ontology annotation, biological process: regulation of transcription by RNA polymerase II. The transcript has 2 exons. Gene Ontology annotation, molecular function: zinc ion binding; DNA-binding transcription activator activity, RNA polymerase II-specific. The record is from RefSeq and is a predicted model, not a curated record. Bases 164 to 1591 code for a protein of 475 amino acids.